Drosophila simulans is the source of this 655-nucleotide messenger RNA. Its product is annotated as cystatin-like protein. The transcript has 3 exons. Gene Ontology annotation, molecular function: cysteine-type endopeptidase inhibitor activity. The record is from RefSeq and is a predicted model, not a curated record. NCBI's taxonomy places the organism in Eukaryota, Metazoa, Arthropoda, Insecta, Diptera, Drosophilidae. Bases 72 to 446 code for a protein of 124 amino acids.
UCGGUUUCCUCUAUAAAAGCGGUCUUCUAUGCGCCGUGUUUACUCAGUUUGGAACAAGUGUUUCGAGAGAAAUGCAGUCCGCGAAAGUGAUCUUUGUUCUAUCUGUGACCCUGGCGGUUGCCUUUGCUAACCCGAGGUUGCCGCCCGGUGCCCCGAAACCCCUGGAUGGAGAUGACUUAUCCAAGGCUAAGGAGCUCUUGGUCACCACACUCGCCAAACUUGCCACAGGAGAUGGCCCCAAUUAUCAGGUAGUGAAUGUGAUUUCGGCAUCUAGCCAACUGGUGGCUGGGUCGCUGCACAAAUUCGAGGUGGAGCUGUCCAACGGAUCCGACACCAAGGAGUGCACCGUAAAGAUCUGGGACAGGCCAUGGCUGCAUGAGCAGGGGGAGGCCACCAAUGUGAAGGUCCAGUGCAAGGAUGAAGCUGUGCUGGAGAAGACCUGGUAGAGCGUCAUUGCUGUGGUUUACCCAUACAAUUUGCAAUACAAUAAAUCUCAAUCUAUCUCUGGUGCUUGAGAAUUCACACAGAUGUGGGACAAUAAUUGUUCGAAGCGUGCCUACUCCGGUGAAUCCCAGAAUUGGUUGCGCUUAUAUCAUUGAACUGUGAUAAUUCAUUUGUGUGGAUUGUGGAGUAACCAGUUUUUUUAUAUUUAAAA